Molecule: messenger RNA, 4387 nt
Organism: Fusarium odoratissimum NRRL 54006
Lineage: Eukaryota; Fungi; Ascomycota; Sordariomycetes; Hypocreales; Nectriaceae
Exons: 4
Coding region: 830-3886 (1018 amino acids)
Biological process (GO): positive regulation of transcription by RNA polymerase II; aromatic amino acid catabolic process
Cellular component (GO): nucleus
Molecular function (GO): zinc ion binding; DNA-binding transcription factor activity, RNA polymerase II-specific
Source: RefSeq, a predicted model, not a curated record
GGCUCUCUGAUCAGUUUAUUUUUACAUCCCGACCUAGAGUCCUAAGUCUUUUGACCCUCCAAUGUUCAUGUUGAUUUCUAACAUCAACGUGUUAAUGCUAGUCGUUGGACACAGAUGACAGAGAAAAUAACGACAACGCUCAUGACCGUCCCUGAUAGCCUUUGAGCCUAUCACAUCUGUUCCAUCUUUACCGACAUCUUUGUUUCACCCCCAGAACAGCCAUCACAGCCUGUCUUAUUCGCUAGGGACAGUAGGUACUAUUCAGGUACAGUACGGAGUACUCGGCGUCUCCCUUCCCCUCAACAGGGAAUAAGAAAAGCUUUUACCCCAGGUCUCUGUUAGCUGAGCACGUUUUGCCCUGACCAAUUGAGGCUGGAGACUCCAUUGAACUGGCUCUGCACUGGCCUCUCCCGGCCGAGAUUGCUUUGUCUCUGGCUUCGAGUGAUCAUCCCCCGCAUUGAGUUCCACUGCCGAGUCUUUAUCUACAAGGCUACUCACCGAACCCAGCGGCCCAGAAGAACUCCAAAAAGGUCGUCCAUCCCCCCAGUCCGCUUCUCUUCGGCCCACGCUUUCUUGUCUUCCCUCGCCGAACCGCCGCAAACCGAAACGCGGCAUCAUAUUCUAUCAGCCUUGUCGUUUUAUUUAUCGCCAUUGAAUAAGAGCCUCGCCCGCUUUUGAGCUAACCUGCCUGCUUCAAGCACGGCGACGUCGUCGUCGACGCCUGCGCUGGGCGUCUUAUCGAGCCCCAGCACCUCCAUUUCCAGCUCGGCAUCCCGAUCGCCAAGGAACAUCAACGAAACCUCAUCCAAAUUCCUCUCAGCCAUUGAUAAUGGCCCCGUAUCAACCGGCUUCCGGGGCCUCAGACUCGAGUCCCGCCGCAUCGAUCAAUAACGCACAAGGUUCAGCACAGCAGACGCCUGGCGGAAACGCAAACCAAGCACCUCAACACAAGCGCGUAUAUCAAGCCUGUAUCCCUUGUCGGCGGCGCAAAGUGCGAUGCGAUCUUGGCAGUGUUGACAACCCCCACGAUCCUCCAUGUGUGCGUUGUCGUCGCGAGAGCAAAGAUUGCUAUUUCAGUGCCACUCGUCGCAAGCGCAAGACGGAUGACGAUGGAAGUGAUCAGGAUGAUUACAUCACGAGAAAUGGUCGCAAACGAACUAAUAGAAAUGCGAGCCCUCCGCCAUUCAUCGAACGCAGGUCCUACAGCAAUGUUCCCUUGACUCCGGGAGGUUCCCGAGGACAGUCCCAGCCACUCCGUCGUCCUGAUGGCAACAGGGCUGGCCGCGGGAGGGAUGAGUGGGGAGGGGAAGGUGAUGCCAACCAGACUCUUGAGAACAUCGAAGCUCAGACGGUUAUGCGGCGAGGCGUAUUUGGUCCCCAGGAUGCACUGGACCUGUUGUAUAAAGCUGCAACGGAUAGUCCCGCCGUCGACCGUGAACGCCGAGAAAGCACUUCAUCUGCCCAUCCUGCGCCCCCUCGCCCCCCACCUGAGGAUACUGGUCCUUAUGGCUAUGUCCCCAGAUCAACUUCCAAACCACCAAAGACGGAACAGCCCAUUGACCCUGAGCUUUCACGCCCUGAGCUUAGCUCGCAGCCAGGGUAUGCUGAAGCGAUCAAGGCCUGGCAACGCUUCCGGUUCGUUCGUGCUGGUUGGUUCACAGCCCUCGAGGCUAUCGAAUACAUUGACUAUUACUACAAAUAUUUGUCUCCCCUGACACCUAUAUCGCCGCCCACCUUCAGCAACCCUGCAUCUCAUGUCACUUUACUUUACGAAGAGCCUAUUCUGACCGUUACGCUUCUGACGAUCGCCUCGCGAUACCGCCAAAUGCCCGGUACCGGUGGUCAUUGCCGAUCCCACGCAAUUCACGAGCAACUAUGGAUGUAUCUGCGGGGAAUGAUCGAGCGAUGCUUAUGGGGACAAGAAGCCUUUGGUGGUGGCUUUUGCGUGCCACCAAGCACCAGUGCCAUUUUUGACGAGUCUCAAACGAGCAGUACGGCACCUUGGCGUGGACUACGCAAGGGCAGUUUGCGAACCCUCGGAACAAUUGAGUCGCUGAUGAUCCUGACCGAGUGGCAUCCCCGCGCUCUGCACUUCCCGCCCACCGAGGCUACCGACGAACUAGUUCUUCCUAUGGAAGCCAGCUUCCAAGCUAUCACAGCUGCCGAUGAGGACCCAAGUAAGACUUUGGGUACUGGUUUCGGCGGCAAGAGGAUUGAGAGCUGGCUCGAGCCGGCAUGGAGAAGUGACCGGAUGUGUUGGAUGUUGCUCAGCACUGCAAAUGGACUGGCCUAUGAGCUGGGUGUCUUUGAUGAUAUCGAUGAGCUACUGAGAGACGAUGCUAUUACUCGCCCAGAGUAUCAAGAAGAAUCAUACAGGCAGAGAGCUUUCCGAAUUAAACGUCUAUUGCUUAUCUAUACUACACAACUGGCAGGUCGUCUCGGCUGGACCAACAUGGCUCCAGCUCAUCUCAGGAGAAGCGAUCCUGCUCUGGCUCGAUUCCGGCCCACGUCGGUGGAUGGAACAACUCCUGGGACGAACCCUUCUUCGUUGUCUAACCACUUCAACUAUGUCCCCGACCUAGAACUGGAUGAUCAAAUUAUUCAUUGCUGGGCCGGCAUCAGCAAUGCUAUGGAGAUGGGUAACGAAAAGAUUUUCCGUUCACGGAAGUAUACCACACAAAUCAUCCAGAACGGGAAGUACAUAAGCAUCCUCAAGGAGUUUGAGCCUCUUCUCCGCGAUUGGUGGAGAGAAUUCGAGCUGUUCCGUCUGCCCGAGUUUAUCAGACAUAUUCUGACGAUCGAGUAUCAAUAUGUGCGCAUCUACAUCAACUCUCUUUCGCUUCAAGCCGUUGUCGAACGCUGCACCAACCAAGCCGGGGCGACAGCCAACUCGGGACACCAUGGAGCAUCAGCUGUGAAUGGUCACCCGCAGUUGUCGCCCCAGACUAUGAUCAAUUAUGGGAAGCUUCCUCUGGGUCAACUUGGUGGUUUCACUGCCCACGAUCAGGAGUAUAUUCGUGAAGUAGUUGAGGGAAGUCGAAACCUUCUUCGCACAGUCGUCGAGGGUUUACUACCCGGCGACUAUCUCAAGCAUGCUCCUGUGCGAACAUAUUUCCGCAUCAUUAGUGGUGCCAUGUUCCUGCUCAAGACCUUUGCUCUCGGUGCCCCGAGAUCAGACGUCAGAAUGAGCAUCGAAUUAAUGGACGCAACUGUUGAGGCGCUCCGAAACUGCGUCGUGGACGACGUCCAUCUGGGAAUCCGUUUUGCAGACCUUCUCGAGUCUCUGACGAGCCGCCUCCGCAACCGAUUCAUCCAGGCUCCCACUAUGCAGCAGGCUUCUGGCAGGGGACAAAGUCCCGUUCCAGAUGGCCAGACCCAGGAUGGUGACAGUGUUGCUGCGAAUGGCGACGGUAAUGCCAACUGGGUCGGUGGUCAUGCUCAGAGACUCCGAGAUGGGCUCAGCGGAAACGGUAAGCAUCCUGUACAAAGGGGUGUUGAUAUCAAUACUGACGACCCUAAUUCAGCACCAGCUCAGGCCCCUACUCACGAGGCCAACAAUAUUUCAGCGACGCCAUUCGAUCUAUCAACCCAGAACUUCCCCUAUCCUGGGCAGGGCUCGAUGGGUCCAUCUACACCUACCGUUGUGGACAAUGCGGUUGCCAAUAUGGAUGUCAGCCUCUUUGAAGACUGGAACCACCAAGGCAACGAGAUGUGGUAUCUGCCUCCUGGCCCAGCUUUCUUCCAAAACGUGGAGAAUCCUUCCGUUGCCAUGGGACCUGAGGGUGUCAAUGUUGGUGGUCUCGAUCUUCUCGAGUAUAUGGCCAUGGAUCCCUCUCAAUUCCCAGGGUUGGAUCCGUCUUCUGGUCCACCAACAAGCCACGCGUAGAUCGGGCGAAGCUUCACCUCACCGUCAUGCAAUAGGAGGUUCUCGAUGCUUAUGCCUUCUCGCAUCGUCGGUUGCAAGGAGACUGGCCAAAGGCCCCUUCUCUAUCUUAACCAACAUCUAUUACGCUUUUUUGAUAUGUCUUGUCGAGAGUAUGACUAUGGAAGAUUGAAGUCUUCGACGGCGUAGCAGAGAUUUGGAAAUCAACAGUAUCAGCCGAAUGCAAGGAUUAUUGUGGCUUUGUGACAGCAAAUACUUCACAACAGGAAGAGUGGGGGAAAUUCAUGCAGAACGGCGGAAAUCAGGAAACAAAAGACGAAAAUUAAAGGAGGGAUUUUGCAUAUUGAGCGACAGACCAAAAGGUACAUGCGAUGGGCUUGUGAUUGAAGUUGAGGACUGCAAUGAUUGGGGGUUAUUGCAUUUUGAUAGUCUUACGAAACAGAAAAGUAUAGCACAAAAAGUUGAAAAGAUCCAAUAGACUAAUGUCGAAAGACUAGACAACUC